Atta colombica is the source of this 1208-nucleotide messenger RNA. Its product is annotated as venom protease-like. The transcript is spliced from 5 exons. Gene Ontology annotation, molecular function: serine-type endopeptidase activity. Lineage: Eukaryota; Metazoa; Arthropoda; Insecta; Hymenoptera; Formicidae. The coding region runs from base 450 to 1208 and encodes 252 amino acids. The record is from RefSeq and is a predicted model, not a curated record. Gene Ontology annotation, biological process: proteolysis.
AAAAUGGAUGGGGGUAAAUUACUCCUAACUCGUUUUUCCAAUCAGUGCUCGGUGUUUGUACAUAUGUGGAAUAUGAGAUGAAAAUGGAAUGGUUUCGACGAAAAUUUUGAGUACUCAUGUAGCUAGAGAACUUUGGAAUACUCAUGGCUUAGGUAUUUCAGCAAAUCCAAAGAAUUCCUAUCUGAUAACGCCCUAGAAUUCACUUUGAACGAAUUUAAGAUAUUCUGUGAUACACAUUAAAUACACUCUCGGUUUAUCAUUCUCAGAGCCGAUGUUCCAUUUUCAGAUAAACUAUGUUUUUUUUUUCUAUUGGAGAAUUUAUCUAUUGGAUAAACAAAAGAGUAAAAGAGUAACAGCAUAAAAGAAUAAGAGAGUAAGACAGUGAACUGAAGUUUACCGAAAGAUGGAACAACCCAGUCUUAGUCGGACAGUAAAAACGAAAAAUUUAGAUGCGAGAUCAAAUAACUAAAAUAGCGGGCGGACAAUAUGCAAGACUCGGAGAUUUUCCGUACAUGGUAGUGGUACAUCAAAUCCUAGGUAACGGAAAUGUCGGACAAUGCGGAGGCACAAUCUUAUCAAAAAGAUGGAUUCUCACAGCCGCUCAUUGUGCGGAAAAAUACCCACGAAGAUUUUUGGUAGUUUUUGGUAUCGUUAAUAUCCCUUAUGGAAUAAGAUACGGUACUUAUCAAGGUCCCGGUGGGUCCAUGAUUGCGACUCAAGCAUUUGUACAUCCACAUUACAGUUCGGGCUUGAAUGAUAUUGCUCUAAUUUAUAUGCCGCGUGAUAUUCCGUUCUCCAGAACUAUUCGAUCGAUAAACCUUGCUUAUGAAGAUUCAGAAAAUUUUGACGGUAAAUCUGCUUUUGUGAUCGGUUGGGGAAUAGAUCACACGAAUAGCAAAGCUUCGACAAGACUUAAGUACGCCGCAUUGCCGGUUAUUAAAAAUACUGUAUGUAGGCAAUUCUGGUACCAAAUCACUGAGAAAGAGGUUUGCACGGCACCAGGAUUAGGACGAGACGCUUGUCAGGGCGACAGCGGUGGCCCACUCAUUGUAAUUGAAAAUGGCAUGGACAUUCAAAUCGGUAUUGUGAGUUACGGAGAUGCAUAUUGUCCUAGCAAUACACCCGGCGUUUUCACUAGAGUUUCUUCGUAUACAAGCUGGAUUCAUGAAAUUAUGAUGAAAUCGUUUAAUACAGACUAUAUUUUUUGA